Photinus pyralis (common eastern firefly) is the source of this 1188-nucleotide messenger RNA. RefSeq names its product ATPase ASNA1 homolog. Lineage: Eukaryota; Metazoa; Arthropoda; Insecta; Coleoptera; Lampyridae. Bases 132 to 1124 code for a protein of 330 amino acids. The record is from RefSeq and is a predicted model, not a curated record. Gene Ontology annotation, molecular function: ATP hydrolysis activity; ATP binding. The transcript has 2 exons. Gene Ontology annotation, biological process: post-translational protein targeting to endoplasmic reticulum membrane. Gene Ontology annotation, cellular component: GET complex.
CUCUAUGGUUUCUGGUGUUUGCUGCACCGCUCACCGAAUUUCAGUAGUUGGAAAAGGCAAGUCACACUUUUGAUUACUUGGAAAAUGGGUUUCAUCUUUCUAUUAUAAAGUGUUUGAAAAUUGUAUUGAAAAUGAGCGCUUUUGAACCGCUAGAGCCCUCACUUCAAAAUGUUAUCGACCAGACUUCCUUGAAAUGGAUUUUCGUCGGUGGUAAAGGCGGUGUCGGAAAAACAACUUGCAGUUGCAGUUUGGCGGUACAACUGGCGAAAGUCCGUGACAGCGUCUUAAUCAUCUCGACAGAUCCGGCUCACAACAUUUCCGAUGCCUUUGAUCAAAAGUUUUCCAAAGUACCCACGAAAGUGAAGGGUUUUGACAAUUUGUUUGCGAUGGAAAUUGAUCCCAACGUGGGCUUUAACGAGCUACCUGAGGAAUAUUUCGAGGGUGAUGCGGACGCAAUGAAAAUGAGCAAAGGUGUAAUUCAAGAGAUUAUCGGAUCAUUCCCCGGUAUAGAUGAGGCGAUGAGCUAUACUGAAGUCAUGAAGCUGGUGAAGAGUAUGAAUUUUUCGGCCGUAGUCUUUGAUACCGCACCCACCGGUCACACUUUACGCCUACUAUCGUUUCCGCAAGUCGUGGAGAAGGGCCUUGGAAAUCUUUUACGUCUAAAACUAAAAGUCUCACCUUUAAUUACACAACUAAGCGGACUUUUGAGCAUGAACGACUUUAAUGCUGAUACAUUUACGUCCAAAAUGGAAGAGAUGUUGAGUAUAAUACGUCAGGUGAACGAACAAUUUAAGGAUCCAGAGCAAACUACGUUCGUCUGUGUUUGUAUUGCGGAAUUUCUUUCUCUGUACGAGACCGAACGAUUAGUACAAGAACUGACCAAAUACAAAAUAGAUACCCAUAAUGUUGUUGUGAAUCAGCUGUUGUUUAAGAGCCCCACUGAAACACCGUGCAGAAUGUGUUUGGCACGGUACAGAAUUCAAGAGAAAUAUUUGGAUCAGAUUAAUGAUUUGUAUGAAGAUUUUCACGUGACAAAGUUGCCUUUACUUGAACGAGAAGUUCGAGGUACCGAGCAAGUGUGCGCAUUCUCUGAAAAUUUAGUGAGACCAUAUAAACCGUGCUAAUUACUUAUGUAUUUUGUUUUAUUAAUAUAAAGGGUACAAUUAUUAAAUCUUUAGAACAACUUUA